This is a messenger RNA of Acanthopagrus latus (yellowfin seabream), 5311 nucleotides long. RefSeq names its product CUB domain containing protein 1b (gene cdcp1b). NCBI's taxonomy places the organism in Eukaryota, Metazoa, Chordata, Actinopteri, Spariformes, Sparidae. The record is from RefSeq and is a predicted model, not a curated record. The transcript has 13 exons. The coding region runs from base 71 to 3688 and encodes 1205 amino acids.
AAAUUUUCGUCCCCGGCGGUUUUUGUUUUGUUUUGUUUUGUUUUUUAACAGAAAAACUCGAACGCGAACAAUGCGUCUGUGCGUCACCUGUGCGCUCCUGGGACUUCUGCUCCUGACGCUUCUCGACUCAUCAGAAUGCUUGCAGACGUCGGUCCGACCAGACGAAGGCUGGACGGUGAAGGUGUCCACCGAUCUGCCUGUGGAUCAGUGUGCCGUGUGCACUGUGAGCGGGGUGAACGACACGGAGACAUCCUGCACCUCCUCUCUGUCCCUGGUACCCGAGGAGGAGGUCAAACUGCUGUUCAACUGCUCCCAGCCGAUUGAGCAGGCGUACACGGUGGUGAUUACUCGCUCUAUUGUGUGCACUGAGGACUCCUGCAGCCCUACAACCGGAGAAACUCAACCCUCCAUCCUCACUGAGUUCACCAGAACCUUCACCUGGGAGCUGACGGCACCCAAGAAGAUAGCCGUGAGUCUGAACAUCCUCGGAGAAGGAUUGUUGGAAACGACACAGCCGUGCUCCAGUGGAUGUCAGUAUUCUGUAACAAACGGCAAAGACCAGACUCGGUACUGUCGAGGCGGCUCUGUGACGACUUUGGACCUGCUUGACAAAGCUGUCGUUUCUCUAAAAGCUAAACCAAAAGCUCAAGUUGAGGACGUGCUGUUUCAGGCCUCCGCUGGACCAAUAAAGGGCCGAACAAUGGUUGUAAGUGUUGAUUCCAGCACGACGGUGGUGGUUAGCCGUAAUCCUGACAAACCAGAAUGUGAAGUGUGCUCUCCUGAUGGAUCCACUCCCAACUGUAGCCCCACAGAAAAGACCCUGACAAACGUUGAUAAUAUCUCGCUGGAGUUCAGCUGCCCCAAACCCCAAGAUAUGUACAGCGUGAAGAUGAACAAGAAGAUAGUUUGCACCACGGCCUUGUGCACUCCCGCUGCUGGAGAAGUCGAUCCUGAACUCUUCAAGGACUUUAAAAGGUCCCUGACGUGGGACAUCAGUGUCCCAGACAGGACCGUGUUAACUCUGGACUUCCCUGGCGGAUUAAAAGAGAUGGCCGGAGAAGAAAGUUGCCAAGAUGGCCACCAGUACUCAGUGAGUACAACAAAAAGAGACGGAAAGGUCAAAACAAACAGCUACUGCAAGGGCGGGACAGUUUCUCAGCUGGAUCUGCUCGGGGGGACGACGACUGUGACUGUAGACGUGCCCAAAGACGGAGAACUGGACCCGACAUCAUUCACCGUCAAGGCAGCACCAAGAGGUGGCAGAAUGAUGUCCGUGAUCCCCGAUCCUAAAACCAUCAUCAUCAUCAGCAGGCAGACCAACGAGCCCGACUGCAGCGUGUGUCGAGACAAGGUACCCAAACAGAUAUGUAACCCAAAAAUCCUCCGGCUGAAAGAUCCUACCAACACCUCCAUAGAGUUUACCUGUCCUCAACCUCAGGAUGUCUUCAGUGUGGAGAUCAACAGAGAAAUUGACUGCACAGAGACUUCCUGUUCAGGGAACAUCGUUCAGCCCGAGUCCUCGCUGUUCCCAGACUUCAAUCGCACCUUCACCUGGGACCUGAAAGUCGUCUCCACUCGGGCCUUCCAGCUGGACUUCCCAGAACUGGGAAUGCGACAGAUUCCCAACGGGGACACCUGUCCAGAUGGGCAUACGUACUCCCUUGUCACCUAUCUGCGCACGGGGCCAGCAAACAUCGGCACCUUUUGCAAAGGAGGAACUGUAACGACCAUCCUGGCUCGCUACAAGGGCCGCAUAUCUCUGCAGGUGCCUGGGGACCGGACGCUGGAUCCCGUUGACUUCAAACUUCAUGUUGGGCCUGAGACCAGCAUGGUGGCCAUAUUGAAAGUCAGCCUACCACGAGGUGUCUCCAGCACAGACUUCAUCUCUGCAAACUAUCCCGGUGACUUUCCUGAUAACCAGCAGAUGCAGUGGGAUUUCACAGUGCCUGGCAUGCACAACUACACGGUGCAAUUCAGUGACCACGCGGCUCCGGAGUGCCUCAACGGUAGCGUGGAGGUGGAGUAUCAGAAAAAGGACACGAAGGUGACCAGGCGGACUCUGACGGAUCCUCAGCCGGCGCACCAGCAGGGCGACUUCAGCAUGGUGCUGAAGAACUGUCAGACCAACACAACGUUGAAAGGACUCGCCCUGAAAUACAAAGUCUCUCUGAUGAGGAGCGGCCACCCAGUUCUGUGUACGGUGGACCUCACCAAACACCAGGCAGUGUCCCUGCAGAUCCAGAAAGUGGGCACUGAUCCGUACUGUGAGAUGAGCAUCGACUCGAAGGUUGAGGAGAAGAUAAUCGUGGCUGCAGGCAGUAAAGCCAGCCUCUCCUUCCUCGACUGUCCGAAUGAAGACGUGCGCCUGACCGCCAGCCAACUGAUUGCCUGCCAAAAUCUGGCGUCUUGCUCUCCGACCGUCCUCGCCGUUCCCAAACUGGAUUUCUCCCUCCCGAUGCCGCUCCACAGCUUCACCUGGCACAUCACCAUCCCUCAGGACAGCACCAUAGAUCUGCGGUCGACCACAGGGGGUCUCCAGCAGUCCCUGCCCGGCCAGGAGUGCACCAAGUCCUCCUCCCUGCACGUUGCGGAGGACGGCGGGUCUUCUCUCGGAGAGUUCUGCACCAACGGAGUCAUCGAGAAGGUUCAAGUCCACGCCAACGUCUCCGUCACGGCAUUAAACAGGAACUUCCAGAAAAACCAGGAGACUUUUCUCAAUGUCAGCUUUAGUCAGGAGAUCCGAGAGACCAUUAUUUACAGAAUCAGUCCAAAGGUGUCGCCCCCGACCCUGCUGGCCUCCCCCAACUGGCCUGAGGGUAUGAUGCCUUUCUCCACCGUCUCCUGGAUCGUAGCUGUGCCGAGCGGGUACCAGGCGAUCCUGCAGUUCCCCAACAUCACCCAGCCCAAAUGCAAAGACAGGCACACGGCCAUGACGGUGAAGAUGCGGGAUCAGGAGGAGGAGCUAAUGAGCCGCAGGGAGGACGAGAAGGUGGAGGACCAGCUGGUGGUGUCGCAGAGCUUCUAUUUCAACAUGUCCAACUGUAUACCUGAGGAGGGACAGUUUGGUGCCGUGGCCAAAAUCGCUCUGCAGAAGAACAACAAUCUCCUGGCCAUCGCUCUCGGGAUAGCGGGAGCUGUUUUGCUAAUGCUCAUAGUGCUGUCUGUUGUUUGCGUCGUCACUAAGAAAAAGAAACAGGACAAGAAGAACAAAGAGUCGUCCAUCUACAUCAGCAAGGGGAACAUCUUCCGCCCGGGUGACAUGCACUUCACCAAAACUCGCACGGACAACGAAUCCCACGUCUACGACUCCAUCGAUGAGACGAUGGUGUACGGACACCUGCUGGGCGACACCAGCUACGCCGACAGCCUGCAGGAUAGUUACAAAGGGAUGCAGGUGGACUCUUACCAGACAUUCACAGGCCCUUCUGAUGGAGACCUGCCUGCAAUCAAAGAGCAGGACCACGAGCCCGAGAUGGACCAGUACAAGUCGUACCUGGACCCGUCUGAGUCUUUCCAUCCGGCCCGUCCGCGCACUCCUAUCGAGCGGCAGGAAAGUCUCGGCUUCCAGGACCGCAGGAUGGUGGACAAUGAGCUGUACACGUUCAAGAGCACGGGGGAUAUAAACACAAUCCGGCUCUCUGCUACCGACAUGGAACCACAGCCGUCGAUAACAGAAGAUUACUUGUAGUGGGUCUGGGCUGUAGUUGCAUGUUGGACCGCUGUUACUGAAUUCUCUUUACAGCCCCGAGCAUCUCUAGACUGCACCGAUGUGAACUUUGAUCACUCUCAGGGAAUCCGAGUACGAUGAGCCUCUGAUUAUGACAUGUCUGUUGCGUUCGUUAGUCAUUUCUAAAGCUUCAGGAGUAGAUGCUGUGAUCGUCUUCUCUCAACAAAGUUUGGCUUUUUGGGAGAAAGCUUUUUUGCUGUCUUGUCAGACGUUAGGUGAGCAGAUUCCUCUCUCAUGUCUGUCCAGUAAAAGGCCACAGACUGCAUCUGAUUAACUUUGCAUAGCAUAAACUCUGGAAAAAAGGGUGACAGAAUCCAUCCAUCAUAACUUCUGAAGCUAACCAAUUAACACGUAGCAAAAUAGUCCUGAAAAUUACCAAAAUGUUCGUCUAUAUGGCAAAUAACUCAUGGGAAAGUGUCAGCUAGCCAGACUUAGCUUAGGCUAGCCGGAGCUAACUGACCCUCGUGAUCUCUUUAGCUUUAGACCUGGAAUAGCUGGUAAUGUUUCUGCUGGUUGGGGGCAGCGGGAACAAGUUGUGAACACAACAUUGACAUCAUCACCUGUUCUUUUAAAGGGAACUUCUGUGAUGUGCUCGAAGAUGGUCGUUGUUUUUGUCAGUGGAUUCCAUUUCUAAGCUAACGCUAGCUACUGUUGGCGGAGCAAAGAGAGGUGCUGUCAACCGUCACGGAAACUGAGACCUGAAGCCUUCACAAACAAAUUAAUCAGGGGCAGCAUGUGACUAGAGUAUCUGCUAACCGCUGUAGCUGCCCUUAGCUAGUUAGCUCAGGUAACUGUGCAGCUAGCAGUUCAGAACUUGGAGCUCAGAGACCAGGGGAGUGUUGCUGUUUACAAUGCAAGCACAAGAGCUUUGGACCAGGACAGGUUGGGGCUAGCUGGUUAGCAUGCUAGCUUCAGUAGAUAUCUCUUCAACACAAUACUAUAUUGUUAAAGCUUCAGUUUAUUCACAUUCUGAUGAUAAUUUAAGUUAACUUUUUAAUGUUCGUUUAAAGAACUUGUAUAGGCAACUGAGAGUCACAGAAGGUGUCAUUUUGUACUUGAUGUUCCAGUCUGCUCACAUAAUGCCAGUAAAGAGUGAGUGAUACAUGCUAAUUAAUACAAAUUCUUACAUAGACCACUUUUAACUUGUUUUAUAUGUAUAUUUUGUAUUUGAUUUGGAUUAAACAAAUUAUAUAUAACUUAUUUGCUUCAUGCUAUUUGUCAGCUGAUACAGGGUAGCCAAUUCCCUUUGUUUCUAGCCUUUGUGCUAAGCUAUGCUACGCUAACCUGCUGAUUGUACCAUUCAAACAUGAGAGUGAGAUCAAUCUUCUCAUCUAAGUCUCUGCAAGAAAUGCCAAAAAUGUAAAACUUUGCCUUUUAAUGUUUGAUUUGUUUAGUUUUAUUAAUUAUGUACCUGUACAAGAUGGACUAAGAAAUGAUGGAUGGAAAAAAUGUGCAAGUACCUCUGGUCCUAUUUUUUAAAAGUGUUUUUACCAGAUUGUUUACUCGUCUAGAGAUAUUUGUUUUUUCUUUACUUUGUAAAUACAGUUUAGUUUUUUUUCAAUAAAUUCUAUGAGUGUUCUCGUG